UGCCCAGCAGACGACAAGUCUAGUAUACACAAGUAGAGUACUCCUUUCAGUACUUGAGAUAUAUAGGAUAGAAAAAGCAUAGAAUAUGAAUAGUUAUUUAAUUUGUUUACUGUUUUCUCCUUUCGUAAAAUGAACAGUGAUAUUUAUAUGGGACUUUCAUCAAGACAAAUCUUUCUUUUUUUAUUUUGUGUUUUGGUGACAACGAAAGCCUGCACUUCGGGUUGGUUCGGAUCAAAAUGUCAGUUCAUGUGCUACUGCAGUGGCGCUAAUGGCAUUUGUGACGACACUGGCAGGUGCUUAACAAAAUGUGACAACGGAUGGUUUGGACAGUCAUGUCAGUACCCCUGUCAAAGUGGUCAGUGGGGUCUUAACUGUACCAACCAGUGCAGUAUAAGCUGUUACGAUGGAUCAUGUGAUAGGAUAAUCGGUCAGUGUGACAAAGGAUGUAACGGAUUUAUCAAUCCACCCUUUUGUAACACAGAAUGCGGCAUUAAUACCUGGGGACCAAACUGUCAAUUUUACUGUCGAACUAAUUGUUACAACAUGUCAUGUAACAAGGUUACUGGAGUUUGUAACAGUGGAUGCAUUGGCUACAUGGACCCACCGAACUGUAUCGUAGAAUGCACAUUGGGAAAAUGGGGACGUAACUGUGUCAAUAACUGCAGCAGAAACUGUAAAGGACAAAGUUGUGACCGAGUUACCGGACAUUGUGACUACGUUUGCGAUAGCGCCUCAGAUCUCUCCUGCCCUUCCGAUUGUCCAGCAGGUUUUCACGGUGCUAACUGCAGCCUGCUGUGUUCUUCCAACUGUAAAGAUAAAGUUUGUAACACACUUGGUUACUGCCUCCUAUGUAAAGCUGGAUAUACAGGUCUCUACUGUGAGAAUGAUUGUCCGACUCGUCAGUGGGGCAUGAAUUGUAGUACCGCCUGUAGUGACGAGUGCUUCAAUAAAUCAUGUGAUAAAACAUCCGGUGUUUGUAUUCAAGGUCAAGCGGGAGACACAACAGAGUCCAGUGGUUUGACAUUCCCGGCAGGUGUUGGUGUUGGAGUAGCUGUUGGUGCUGUGGUUGUCGUCUUGAUAGUUGUUGUUGUUUCUGUCGUAUGUCGACGAAGACGUAAGCAACAACAACCACAACCACAAAGUCACGAGGAACCAAAACGAGGCACACGACUGCAUGCUUAUGACGGUGUCAAAAAAAUUAACGAAUACAGUCAUUCAUACGAAGAAACUUUUGCACCUGAUAAAUUCAAGCCAGAUGAAGUUAAAACAGAUAACAAGACAGUCAAGACAUCUCAAGACCCGCCAAAUUCAAUUUAUGAUAACAUUGAAGAAUGUACAUCAUUGGGAGAAUAAUUUCAUAAUGUCUCAUUAUUCACCUUGUAACAUAUUAAUUUAUAAAUUUUAUAAUAAUAAUU
Molecule: messenger RNA, 1415 nt
Organism: Biomphalaria glabrata
Lineage: Eukaryota; Metazoa; Mollusca; Gastropoda; Planorbidae
Product: multiple epidermal growth factor-like domains protein 10
Exons: 9
Coding region: 130-1353 (407 amino acids)
Molecular function (GO): scavenger receptor activity
Source: RefSeq, a predicted model, not a curated record